Messenger RNA from Copidosoma floridanum, 2381 nucleotides. Its product is annotated as serine/threonine-protein kinase ICK. NCBI's taxonomy places the organism in Eukaryota, Metazoa, Arthropoda, Insecta, Hymenoptera, Encyrtidae. The record is from RefSeq and is a predicted model, not a curated record. Gene Ontology annotation, molecular function: protein kinase activity; ATP binding. Gene Ontology annotation, biological process: protein phosphorylation.
UACGUGCAGAAUGCGAUAUUACAGUGCUGCAAGUCCAUCAACUUUUGUGCGGCGUGUGUAGCCAAUGGUAGUAGCCCAGUGACCUAAUACUUAAUAUUGGAGAACCUCUUUGUUCAAGAAUCAUGGAUGACGCUGGACAACGUGAAAAGGAGUAAAUCAUCUGACAACCAUAGUACAAUUAAUGAUCAAACUUCUAUAGCCGAGGAAAAAUGUCAGCUCUGCGGAGCGGUGAGCAUCAUCAGCGAAUCCGCCAAAGUAGAACUUCGUACGUAUCGUCGCUGAUAUUAGCUGCUGCAACGGUGAUCGAGGAUCUAAAUAGCAAUCGGAUCAAGAAGGACAUUGGGAGGAAGAGGAGGAUAUAAGUCGUUGAUAGGGAAGUUGUACAGGUUGGUAAAUGCAAUUGGUGCCAGAGCUGCGAUCGAAGGGGAGUUGGCCGGUGAUAAAAGUGCGGUGACAGCUAAUAUAGAUGACGAUGAACCGGUACGUGACGCUGAGCCAGUUGGGGGACGGUACCUUUGGCUCGGUGGUUCUCGGCGAGCGCAUCGACACCGGCGAGAAGGUCGCGAUCAAGCGCAUGAAGCGCAAGUACUACUCGUGGGAGGAGGCCAUGAAUCUGCGCGAGGUCAAGUCCCUGAAGAAGCUCAGCCACGCCAACGUCGUCAAGCUCAAGGAGGUCAUCAGGGAGAACGACGUCCUUUACUUUGUCUUUGAGUACAUGAAGGAGAACCUCUAUCAGCUGAUGAAGGACAGGGACAAGCUGUUCCCGGAGCCGGUGAUAAGGAACAUGAUCUACCAAAUACUGCAGGGGCUGGCGUUCAUGCACAAGCACGGGUUCUUCCAUCGGGACAUGAAGCCCGAGAACCUGCUGUGCAUGGGCCCGGAGCUCAUAAAGAUCGCGGACUUUGGCCUGGCCCGGGAGAUAAGGUCGAGGCCACCGUACACGGAUUACGUGUCGACGCGCUGGUACCGCGCCCCGGAGGUACUGCUCCACUCGACGAGUUACAGCAGCCCGAUAGACAUGUGGGCCGUGGGCUGCAUAAUGGCGGAGCUGUACACGUUCCGGCCCCUCUUUCCCGGCAAGAGCGAGAUCGACGAGAUAUUCAAGAUCUGCUCGGUCAUCGGCAGCCCCGACCGGACGGACUGGCCCGACGGCUAUCGCCUCGCCGCGGCCAUGAACUUUCGAUUUCCCAACUUUAGCCGCACCUCGCUGGCCGUCCUCGUGCCGAACGCGAGCCCAGAGGCGGUCCUCCUCAUGGAGGACAUGCUCCAGUGGAAUCCCGCAAAGAGGCCUACCGCCCAGCAAGCUCUCAGGUAUCCAUACUUCCACCCGAUGGGAUCGCGGCUGGUCAACGGCAAGAAAAUCGGCGUGAACAAUUCGGGACAGCGCGAGCUCAUCCUGAACAAGGUUAAUAUCGGCUCACCUGUGCAACCUGGACCGGCCGUAGCCCCAACGCCGAACGACUCUUCCGCUGCCCACAACGGACAUCCCGGUGUCCCACUGCUCAACCAGCAAUCUUCCAGAGUAUUGCCGGAAAAGCCACUUCAGAAGAUCCAGGUCCAGCCGGUGCUUCCGCUCCUCAACCACAACAGCCGUAAGAGGGAAAGCGUCAGCCCCAUCAAAAAGUGGGACGACAACGACAUGGACGCCGACGUGCUCGGAAACAUCUUCAACUCGGAGGAGAGAAAGGCGCGACUGCUACCCGAACGAGUGAACAAAGAAAAUCGGAUCAGCUGGAACGGCAACUACCUCCUGAGCCGAGUACCCGAAGUCCAGCCGAAGCAGCUCAGCGCGAGCUGGGCGAUGCCACCGGUAGCCCCCUCGUUUCGCCAGGACGAGCAAACGCCUCAGCAGCCGAACCGAGCUUGGAGCAACACCAUUGCAAAUAAUACCAACAACAGCAAUAACGAAAACAACGGCGCCAUGAGCGGUAACAACAAGCUGCACCACCAUCAUCAACUCAUGUCCGGCCACCGGGUGCUGUCCAACAAUCGGCGCGCCAUCGCAAAGCUGCCGACCCACUACGUCAUCGCCCAGUCGCCCAGCCAGCUGCCGUCUAGGAACGGCAGCGAGUCCCGAUCGCGGGCCAGCAACGGUCUCAGCCAGUUAGCCGAGCUGCCGAGUAACGAGAAGCUCGAUCAGCUCGCGGACACCUUUCGAGACUCUGCGCCGCACCAUCGCCUCCCCAUGGGCCACGGCGUGUACAGUAAAGCGGCAAGCGGCAAAACACUGUUCGGUGGCAUCCUGAGCUCGCGGGCGAGCGGAGCUGCCGGUGGACGAGUCGACGGCUGGGCCACAAACUAUUUUAAAUGAUCGCAGCUCGCGCCAAGGGCUUCUGAUGAUCUAUGUUACAUUUGCAAGAGUCUUACCGACUGCUGUGAUA